GCUACAGUCACUUUUGGUGAUUUUACAAACUUUAUCCCACAAAAAAUAGUAUUUUACAAAUUCUUUUUUACCAUUCGAGGCUAGGAUCUUGUUUAUAGUCUUAUGUAGUAUGAGUAUUGUGAAUCCAACCGGUAUUGAGUCAUUUGGUGUGGAGAUAUUUAGUCUAGAAAAGUGUAGUUAGUGUCAAAUUGCCCGGCAUUAUAGAGGAAGUCUUUUGAAAUCGUAGCGGCAUUGUGAGCCUCAGUCAAGCACACCACGUCUAACUACAGUGAUCGCAACUUUUAUGCUCUCAAAAAUCAUCUCUGGACCUUCCUACACCUUUAAUAUUAAGAUCACAAGGUUAGAAAACAUCUGUACUCUUGUGGUUGUCGGAUUAACGAGUUGAGCUGAGUUCGCAGCUCAGUUUGGGAGACUUUUCGCGCACUGUUCACAGUACGAGUAUUUCCUUGGCAAGUCAAUGCCCCUACUAAAGAGAAAGCCGUUCACCCCCGAGAAACCGCCACCAGAGCUCAAGCCUAGCGAUGAAGUCUUCGUUUGUCGACAUACAAAUGAGGUUUUCACAGAUUAUGAGUCUUUCUUCAAGCGAACCAUAUUAUGCAACAGCUUAGUCUGGAGCUGCCAGUUCAGUGGUAAAAGCAAUCUUACUUACCAUGAAGCCUUAGAAUCAGAGCAAGAAAUAAUCAAGCAAGCAGAGAGUCUCUGUACUCCCCUUCAACUGGCAGCCCUUACUCUGGUACACCAUAUCCAACGUGGUCGACUUGCUAAUUUAUGCGAUGAAGUUUUUUCCUACCUCAAAGAUCGUUACCAAGAAGGCGAAGAUGUCGAAGUUCAGCAUUUAGGGAAAAAGAGAAAGGGAAAGAUUCAAAAAGUAAUAGAGCCUGAGAAGCUGACAAAUGGCUUGGAAAAUCCAUUGGGAUCUCCAAAGUCCAGGAAAUCUAGUACCAGCUCUACCAAAGAUAAAAAGGUGGAAAAAUCUACAGGAACACCAUCCAAAAUUAGAAAAACCAGUGCUACUGAUAAAGAGACACCAGUGAAGUCCAGAAAAACCAGCGAAAGUAGCUGCAAGUCACCUGGCAAAGUUAAGUCUCCUUUGGAAGGUACUCCAGGUAAAUCCAGGAAAAACAGCUCCAAAGAAAGUCUUGUGUCCCCCAAAAAACUAAUUGACAAAGAAACAUCAACACCCAAGUCAAAAAAGUCACAGAAAAAUGUCUCUGAAAAAUUAAAAUCACCCAAGUCAAAAACUUCCCCUUCCGAACCACAUGGAGAUAUAGUCAUUGUUGAAGACGACGAUGAGUUAAAUGAAAAACAAAAGGACAAAAAAGGAGAAUCUCCUGUGAAGUCCCCAAAGGGAAAAAGUAUGAGUUUCUGGCCUGAUCCAAAGACCUACAAAUAUGCUGUCCAACUUUACCCAGAAAAGAAACCCAAGGGUAAAGAAGACAAGAAAACUUGCAAGGAAGUUAUAAUUGUUGAAUUUAACCAAGUCAGUCGCAUAAGAGGCUCCUUUUCCAGAGAUAAACUGAAAAACUUUCUGAAGUUAUCCUGUGUGAGAAGUACUCAACAAACUGAUGAUGGCUUCUACUAUGUCAAGGUUGAAUAUAGAAAGAAGUUUGAUCUUGGUGAACCCAUGUUUGAGAUACCCUUACAGUUGAGUUCUCCUCCCAAGGGGAAGUCAAGAAAAAGAAAAAAGUCUACAGUUGAAGAUGACAAAGAAUCUAGUUCUGUUAAGAAGAAAAAGCUUGGAGGAGAAGAUGGUAAAGAAAAAGCUAAGAAACGAAAGAGUAAAGGAGAUGGAAAAGACAACAAGAAAACCGAUACAACGCAGGUCAAGAAAUUGACACCAGAAGAGAAGCUGAAAAUUAUAGAAGAAGAACGUGAAAAAAGAAGGAUGAUGAUUGAGGAAGACAAAGAGAAAAGAAGACUUCAAAGAGAACAGGAGAGAUUGGAAAUGAAAACCAAAAGAGAAGAAGUGAGAGCACAGAAAAAGAUGGAACGAGAUCAGGAAAGAGAGAAAUUGAGAGAACAGAAGAGACAGGAAGCCUUGUGGCUGAAAGAAUGGAGCAAGCCAAGAGAAGACCUUGAACUUGAUGACCUUAAGGAUCUUCCCCAACCUCAACCAGUGCAAGUGAAGAUCUCCAAUGAGUUGUUUGGAGAGGCUGUCAUGGUUCUUGAAUUCCUCAGUGUUUUUGGUUCACUCUUUGACAUUAAGGAUGAAUUCCCAUCUGGUCUUAAUUACUCGAUGCUUGAAGAAGCCUUAGCAGAGCAAGAUGCAGAAGGUGUUUUCUAUGACUUACUACAAUUUCUUCUGGGUGCCAUCCUAAGAACACACAUGGAGGAAGAAGAAGAUGAGGGACUUGAAACUGCUGAUGCUCAGACACGCAUAGAACUAGAUGAUGAAGAUUAUCACAGGGCUAAGGUGUCGGCAUCAGCUGCUAUGGCUGCUGUAUGGCCCAUACUGCAUCAGGGAAAGCCACUACAUGAACUUAUUAUGGAUCCAUUUACAUGUACAGAGCUGUUGAGGCUUCACCUCUUGUCAUCAGGUGCAAGAGUUGGCUGUGGUGAUCCUCAAUAUCGUUGGCAAAGUCGUGGUGGUUUCACCUACUCAGAUGAUGCUGGUGUUGAAUUUCGCCAUCGUGAACCUCAAAUCAUGAAAGCACUGGUGACCAGUUCUGUCUAUGAUUUAUCUGCUGAAGAGAAACUCAAGAUCCUGAUAGCUUUAUGUGGACAGUUAAUGACGUACGCAACUUCAAGGGAACACAUCGAAGAUGGCUUUGACAAGUUGAAGAAAGCAAGACGGGAGUGGCUUUCAGACCAGUGGGCAGAGCAGCGGCGAGAAAAGGAAGAAGCUGCCGCCAGAUACCGUAAACGACAAGAAGAACGCAUGAAACAGAAAGAAGAACUGGAAAAAAAGAAAAAGGAAAAGGACAAUGAGAACAGCCAGGAGGAUGCAGGAAAACCCGAGGCCAUGGAGACAAAUCUCAAAGAUGAAGACAAAGCUGCCAAAGACGCUGAGACAGCCAAACGAGAUUCUAAGAAAGGAAAAAGCAAAAAGAAAAGUGGCAAAGAUUCUGAGGAGAAAACUAACGAGAAUGAGAAUAAACCAGCUAUUGAAGAAAGUGAGAAUAAACAAGAAGAAGUUCAGUUGCUGUCAAAGGAAGAAGAAGAAGAACUAGCCAUGCAGAAGAAGAUCGAUCGUGAGCGUCGAGAGCAGGAUUACUUGAAUGAAAUGCGUAAAGCUGUGUCCAUGAGCAGUAUUCAGCCACUUGGUCGAGACAGAAUCUAUCGACGUUACUGGAUGUUUAGAUCCUUGAACGGCUUGUACAUUGAAGAUGACGAUCCGRACUUACCGAAGUUUCUGGAGACGAUUUUUGAAGAGGAAAACUGCGAGGAAGAGCAGCAAGAAUGCGAUAAUCAAGAGAAAACGGAGGAAAACCAAGACCAAGGUACCGAGGGGGCUGACAAGAAUGAGAGCAAGUCCAAUGACUCAGUUGGGGCGGAAAAAGAACGUGGAAUUCAACAGAGUGCAGACAAAUUAACCGGAUUAAAAUCAGCGUUGAAGAGUGACUUUGAUAAGAUGGCCAAGGAUAGGGUGAUAACAAAAUCCUUGAACAUGCAACAGAAAGCAAAACGAUCCGAGGUUAUCGCUAAGUACAGCGACAGGGAGGAGAUAACUCGAUGGUCCUUCAUUGCUGGAGUCGAUGACUUGGAGAGUCUUGUCAAGUCUCUAAACCCUCGAGGACAUCGUGAACGACUACUACGUGAAGCUUUACAACUAGACUACAAGUACCUCUCUAAGACCAUUGAAAAAUGUCCGUUUAAAGAAGAAAACAUCGUCCCUAAAAAGGCCCCAAAACCUAAAUCCCGCAAACAACAAACAGUUGAUAAAAGCCAGUUUAAGAACACAGAGGAUUUCGUUGAAGCCAACCUUCGCGACCAGAUCUUGGAUCUGGAAGAUCGGCUCUGGCAGGGAGGGUUAGGAGUUGUUAAGGUAGAAGAUCGUGCUGCGUGGAGAGCUAAAGUCGAAAAUGGGAUAUACAGUCAUUUAGACAAGACUGGAGACACGGAGAACAAAGAAGCAGGGGUGAACGGUGUAAAAGAGAACGAAGUCAAGGCCGAAACAGAUAGUGAUGUGUCCAUGAAGGAAGAUGAAAAGAAAGACAAAACGCUCGUUAAUGGAAUGAAUGAUAAACCAAUGGACGAGGAAGUGAAAAUAAAGGAAGAAAAAGAGGACGCAAAAGAAGCAGUGCUGACAAACGGAGACUUUGACGGCAGCGAGAUAGAUACGGAACCAGAACUAGUCAAAGUCGAAGCUCAGACGAAGGAAUCCGUGCCAGACGAAUCUGUUUUUAAAGCAAUUCCUCCCCAUUUGAAGCUUGAUCUUGGCAAAGGCCGCACUUCCUUCUCACCACCUGACUCGCGCACAGGGACCCCUGUCAUUAGCUUGGCACCAAACUUCGAGCAUACUAACCCAGCCGUGAAAGAACUGGCACUAGCUCUUCUAAAGGUUGAGCAAGGAAUAGAAUCGAAGUAUUUAAGUCCUCCUCUCGGAGAAGACGAAGAAACCAAACGCCAAAAGCAGAAAGACGCUGCAGCUCUUGCUUUAACAGAGUUCAACGAAAUGAUGAAAGCUGCAGUCGAAGGGAAAGACAAAAAGAAGAAAGCCAAAACCGAACAGAAUGAGAAAGAUGGCUCCGAGACGAAGAGCCCUGUAAACGAAGACACCGAAGAUGGCGAGACAAAAGAAGACGACGAUGAUGACCGAAGUAGUAACUCAAGCAAAGCUAAAGACCCGCCAAAACAGAAAACGUGCCUUGAACGUUGGGAAGAAUCCCUUAUGGCCUGCACAAGUCUCUCUCAAGUAUUCGUUCAUCUUAACACUCUCGAUGGAUCUGUGACUUGGAGUAAAUCGGUGUUGAAUGCGCGAUGUCGGCUGUGUAGGAGAAAGGGCGACGCAGAGAAGAUGUUACUGUGUGACGCUUGUGAUCGCGGUCAUCAUAUGUAUUGCCUUAAACCACCGAUCAAAGAGAUUCCAGAAGGUAACUGGUUUUGUCCAGAUUGUCGUCCAAAAGAAACGAGACGAAGCGAACGAAGACGAAGAGCACCUCGCGCGGCAGACGAUGAAGACGAGACCGAUGAACAGGCAGAAGAUGACAGUGAUAGUGAAACAGAAGAAGAAAGCGAAGAAGAAAGUGACACAGAGGAAGAUAGCGACGAAGAAGAAGUUAGCGAUGCAGAUUCGGAGCAUGUGGAUAUGUGUGCACAGUGUGAACAAGGUGGUGAACUACUUUGCUGUGAUGUUUGUCCUCUUGCUUAUCACGUGGACUGUGCAUAUCCACCCCUUCGACGCAUACCGCGAGGGAACUGGGCCUGUCAGGUUUGUACUGGUGCUGACGAGGAGCGCCCGAAGAAAUGUAGAGUCAAGAAAUCAAUAAUCAAAGCUGCUCUUCGUAACGCAAAAGAGAUCGAAAAGCAGAAGUCUGGUCGAAGUUCUAAAUCGAAGAAGACAAAAAGUAACAAGCGUUCCUUGUCACCGGUGACACCAAAACAACGAGGAAGAAAAGAGAGCACUGAUAGUGGACCAAAAUCAUCAAAACGACGCAAAGUACAAGAAUCGUCGUCAUCAACAACGCCGUCAUCAGCCGCACUAACUACGUCUACAAGAAGUAAGCGAAAUAUACCCGCUUCUCUUCGAAUCAAAGGCCGCUCAUCGGUCGAUUCAUCUCGUUCUCCAUCACCCGUCCGAAAGGCGCCUAUGAGGCGCGAUCCGCGUGUUACUGGUAGACUUAUCAAAUGUGGAAGGCUUUUGGAUGAAGUUAUUGGGCAUGCUGACGCUGAUUUCUUUACUGAAAAGAUUAGUCUUUCUAAGUUUCCAAACUAUAAUCGUAACCCAACAAAUCUGGAAAUCAUCAAGACAAACCUUAGAGAAAAUGCUUAUGAUUCUGUGGAGGAUUUCAUUUCCGAUGUCAGAAAAGUAUUUAUAGACUGUGCCGAACAUUUCCGACCGAGAGCGAAGGAAGCCCGAGCUGGCGUCYGGCUCUCGGCUUUUUUCGAGACACGUUUAUCUGAAAUGGGACUUGACACAAGUGAGAGAUCUGUGCGAAGCUGUCGAAGGAUGUAAAUGUGCUUGUUCGACAUUACGGUUGUAAAACAGUUUCGUUUGGUUUGAUUGACUGACAAGAAGCCAUUUAUAUGUUGGCAUCAGGAUUGUUUUCUAAAGGAUGUGUCCUGCAAGCCUUCAGAAAAAUAAUACAAGUUGUGUGAAAGUAAAUCUCUCACCUUUUCAGUGCCUUACUAAACAUGAAGACUAUCUUCGGUAAUGAAGAAACCAUGCGAAUAACCUAGACAGUACUGUUAAGGCAGGUCACAAGAGGAUUUCUGCAAAUUUUGAAUCUCAUUCUCAGAAUAUGACAUGCAUUCUCAAUGCAUUGAACUGUACAUGCAUGCAUUUUAUGUUUUAUUAUUAUUUCGUCGUUCCCCCCCCCCCCCUACAUUCUUUACUUGAUUCUUGCAAUGUGAUUAUUAAGUCAUUAGACAUUUAUCAUAGUGUUGUAAGCCUUAGAAUCAAAUGUACAUUCAACUAUGAUACUCAGUGAACUAAAAUGAAUUUGGAAUAUUUCACUCUAUGUGUUUGUUUUUUUCGAAUGGUCAUACUCGCAAGGCAUUAUGGUUGGAUGUACAAAUUGAACUCUUAAACCCACAACUGCAACAAGUGUGCACUAAAGGUGUGAAUGAAUAUUGAAGUGCAAGGAAAGAGAUUAGCCUUUGAGAGGGCCAGACCCUGUCUCCUUAUCCUCCUGUACAACCCCAGGGGUGGAUCCAGGAUUUUAUUGAGGGAGGGGUGCUGCACACGAAAUUAACCCAGGGUGGGGGGAACGCCUUAGGUCAAAUCGAAAAAACCUAAUUUGUUAUCUUUGAAGUAGGGGCACAAAGUCAAACCAGGGAAGUUGUACAUCCCCUGCACCCCUCUCUUGGAUCUGCCCCUGAACCCUAUACAGGUUUACCUCAUAAUGCCCAUCAUACCAUAGUGGGCACUACUGUGGCAUCUUUUCUGGUACCUCAUGAAAUACGUCUGAUAGUUUUCACUAAAAAAAACUUGUUUUGAUUUGCUUGAGAAUUGUGUGUGAGCAUCAUUUUAAGCUUCUAGUCGUAAAUCUUUGAGCUACAGUCUACACAUUUUUUGCUAAGAGUUAGUAUCAGGAUUCAAACUUUUCACAUCAACUCCCAAUGUACCCCCUAAUAAUGAAUCUGUGGAUAAUGAAACAAAAACUUCUGUUUUCUCUCCAAGUUGGGAAUUAAUUGCUUCAAACAGUUAGAGUAAGGACAAUUUUAUAUAUAAAAAACGAUCAAUCUAGUGAUGUAUAUAUGCAUACUUUAUAUCUUGUAAUAGCAAACAAGGUGUGUUUUUCAGUUUUUCUUAAUUCCCAGGUUUCAAACUCAAACCCCCCAAAAGACAUAAAGAAAAUACUGUAGCAGGCAAAUUUUAACCAAGUUGUGCAGCCUUCAUUGUCGCUUAUAUUAACGAGCUAUACUCAACAAAAACAAUUGUAUUUCAACAUGUUUUUUUAUCAGGACAAAUGAAUGGAGCAAGGAUAGAAGUGUUGUGCAGGAUUGAAAUGAACAAAUGCUUUGCUCAAGAAUGUUCCUAAUCACUAUUGCAUGAGUUGUUUAGAUGCUGGAAAGCUUGACAAAAUAAGCUACAUGCUAUAACGUGCAUAAAGACAAUAUAUCUUUAUAAAUGGUUUAUAAUAAGUAUGAUGAACAGAGGUGUUGAAAUAAAACUGGGAUUUACAAUGA
This is a messenger RNA of Actinia tenebrosa (Australian red waratah sea anemone), 7791 nucleotides long. Its product is annotated as bromodomain adjacent to zinc finger domain protein 1A. NCBI's taxonomy places the organism in Eukaryota, Metazoa, Cnidaria, Anthozoa, Actiniaria, Actiniidae. Gene Ontology annotation, biological process: chromatin remodeling; regulation of DNA-templated transcription; positive regulation of DNA replication. Gene Ontology annotation, cellular component: CHRAC; nuclear chromosome. Gene Ontology annotation, molecular function: protein binding; DNA binding. The record is from RefSeq and is a predicted model, not a curated record.